Cherax quadricarinatus is the source of this 3312-nucleotide messenger RNA. Its product is annotated as putative oxidoreductase YteT. Gene Ontology annotation, molecular function: nucleotide binding. Lineage: Eukaryota; Metazoa; Arthropoda; Malacostraca; Decapoda; Parastacidae. The record is from RefSeq and is a predicted model, not a curated record.
AAGACAUGACAGAACUUCAUGGUGGUGUACAACAAAACUAGCCUCUCAGGCGACAGCAUUAGUGGAGUGCGGAGGUGUUUUCCCAAGGAGUAAGACACCUGGUUCUUCCGGUGUUCAGGCCUGGAAUCCACCUUAUCUAAGUCGAUCUGGUGAGCAAGAGGAAAAACAAAACCAUUGGCUCAGCAAAAAUGGAGAAAUUUGAACAUGAAGGACAUGAGCCCUCCCACUUGACCAGUCAUAGGAAAGUGACAGCAGUUGUCAUUGGUGCAGGUAACAGAGGAAAGAACUACGCAAAAUAUGCGGAAGAUUUUCCCCACUUGUUCCAAGUAGUUGCUGUAGCCGAGCCCAAAGUGCAUGCCAGAGAGUAUAUACAAAGAAAGCAUUCCUUGCCCCUGGACCGAUGUUUUGAUGACUGGGAACUUCUGGCUGAGGAACCCAAACUAGCAGAUUGUGCAAUUAUUGCUACACAAGAUCAGCAACAUCUUCAACCCACCAUUGCACUUGCCAGGAAGGGGUACCACAUUCUGUUGGAAAAGCCAAUGGCAGUGACAGAGGAGGACUGCCGUUCUAUUUAUGAAGUGUGCCGAGAGGCUGGUGUCAUAUUGGCUAUUUGUCAUGUACUUAGGUACCAUCCUCCUGCUAAAAAGUUGAAGGAACUGAUUGAUUCGGGAGUGAUUGGGGAGGUUGUCAACAUCAACCACACAGAGCCUGUUGGAUUUUGGCAUUUUGCUCAUUCUUUUGUUAGAGGAAACUGGGGUAAUACAAAGAGAAGCACAUUUUCACUACUGGCCAAGUGUUGUCAUGAUGUUGAUCUCAUUUCUUAUUGGAUGAGAAACAAGAAGUGUGUUAAACUUUCUUCAUUUGGCUCUUUGCAACAUUUUAGAAAGGAAAAAAAGCCCAUGGGUUCUGGGUCCCGCUGUCUGCAGUGCCAAGUGGAGGAAAUCUGUGCCUUCUCAGCCAAGAAGAUUUACCUUGAUCCUGCACCACUUAGCCCACGCUGGCCCAUGAGUGCCGUGUGUGACAUUGAGGAUGCACCUGAGGGCUACUUGCAAAAGUUGACUCAAGCUAUCGAAACAGGUCCUUAUGGAAAAUGUGUGUACGACACUGAUAAUGAUGUUUGUGACAACCAGGUUGUUAAUUUUGAAUUUAGUGAUGGUGCAACUGCAACUCUUACAAUGAUCGCCUUCACGAAGAAUUUAUGUGCAAGAAAGACAGAAGUGUAUGGUACUCGUGGACAGUUAGUAUGGGACGAGUCACUUGGUCAUACAGUUCAGCAUUUUGACUUCCUGUCCAGAGUCUCAAAAGCUCAUCAGUGUGAGGAAAGUUUGAGAGCUCCUCCUGGGUGGGGACAUAAUGGUGCAGAUUUCUUCUUGAUUGAAGCAUUUGCAAAAGCAGUGGCAGAGGGCGACCGAGAAUGUAUCUUAUCAGGCCCAAGUGUGUCUUUAGAAACACAUCUUCUGACAUUUGCAGCAGAACAUUCACGCUUGACAGGCAGUGUUGUCAGGCCUAGCGAAGAUCCUCGCUGGAUGGUGUAAGAUAUAAUGAAGAAAAAAUUGAGCAGCUAAUGGUACCUAUAAUUAAGAAGCCAGAAGACAGGAGCAAUAGAACAAGAUAUUGGCAGUUUGGAGGGAUAUGUUGUGUAUCUUUAUAUGUGUAUGCUUCUAGACUGUUGUAUUCUGAGCACCUCUGCAAAAACAGUGAUAAUGUGCGAGUGUGGUGAAAGUGUUGAAUGAUGAUGAAAGUAUUUUCUUUUUGGGGAUUUUCUUUCUUUUUUUUUUUUGGGUCACCCUGCCUCGGUGGGAGACGGCCGACUUGUUGAAAAAAAAAAAAAUAAUAAUGAAGAGCCAUAUUGGUGGUGGACAAUGAAGUACAUAAAUGAGAAAAUAAUGCAGUAUUGUACUAUAUCAUUACAUUAUACAGCCUCUCCUCACUUAACGCUGGAUUUCUGUUCCUAAGACCACGUUGGUAAACAAAUACAUAGCUAAGUGAGGAGCAUACUAUAUUGGUAGUGGGUUCGUGUCAGCCAUCUUUGAUAUUGUUUUAAUGUCACCUUUGCACUAUAUUUUUAAAUGUUUAUACAGUAGUCUACUGUAUAUUGUAAUAAACAGAAUAGAGGAAAUAAGCUCCAAUGUACAUUAUUUACAUAUGCAUACUAGUCAGAGAACCCAUCAUAAGUCUGAAUUAUCGGUAAACGAGUACGUCCCUAAGUGAGGAGAGGUUGUAAUGUAUUGUGUUUUUAUUUUCAACAAACUGCCCAUAUCCCACCGAGGCAGGGUGUAUUUACCUAUUUAUAAUUACUUGUUUGUAGCUGCAGGAGCAGAGAUAUGCUCAUGGUGUCUAUAAUUAUUAAUAGUUUGCUCAUCAUAUAAUUUUUAAAAUAUGCUCUUGGUGUCCUAUCUUCAAUAAUUUGUUCUUCAUAUAAUUUAAAACAAUUCCAAUGGGUGUACCACUUUCUACAUCUGUAAUUCAUUCUGUUGAUCUACCACUGUGCAAGACAAAAUUUCCUAGUACAGUAGGACCCCCUGUAUCCACGGGGGAUGCAUUCCAAGGACCUACUGCAGAUACCAAAACUGCAGAUAGUAGUGAACCCUAUAUAUAAGUGCUAUACAUUUUUUUUUUCAACAAGUCGGCCAUCUCCCACCGAGGCAGGGUGACCCAAAAAAGAAAGAAAAUACUAUCGUCAUUAUUCAACACUUUCACCUCACUCACACAUAAUCACUGUUUUUGCAGAGGUGCUCAGAACACAACAGUUUAGAAGCAUAUACGUAUAAAGAUACACAACAUAUCCCUCCAAACUGCUAAUAUCCUGAAACCCCUCCUUUAGAGUGCAGGCAUUGUACUUCCCAUUUCCAGGACUCAAGUCCGGCUAUAUAAAAAUAACCGGUUUCCCUGAAUCCCUUCACUAAAUAUUACCCUGCUCACACUCCAACAGAUCGUCAGGUCCCAAAUACCAUUCGUCUCCAUUCACUCCUAUCAAACAUGCUCAUGCACGCCUGCUGGAAGUCCAAGCCCCUCGCUCACAAAACCUCCCUUACCCCUUCCUUCCAACCUUUUCGAGGACCCCUACCCUGCCUGCCUUCUCCUACAGAUUUAAAUGCUCUCCCUGUCAUUCUACUUUGAUCCAUUCUCUCUAAAUGACCAAACCACCUCAACAGCCCCUCUUCAGCCGUCUGACUAAUUUUUUUUUUUUUUUUUUUUUUUUUCAACAAGUCGGCCGUCUCCCACCGAGGCAGGGUGACCCAAAAAAGAAAGAAAAUCCCCAAAAAGAAAAUACUUUCAUCAUCAUUCAACACUUUCACCACACUCGCACAU